GCAGGCGCAGGCGGCGGAGGAUUCCCGUGGUCGUCGGACGCGGAGGGCCGCGACGGAGGCGUGUGCCACCGGCAAAGAGUUCGGGCCGACCAUGUGCGGGAUGCUGGCCGCACUAGAAGAGCAGGUCCAGCGGCGGCCGCAGCAGGCUGCCACCCUGUACCGAAGCCGACGACGAACGUUCGCCGAGAUGGACCGGUGCUCGGCGCGGUUGGCCGAGGCCCUGCGCGUGCCGCCGAACUUCGCCGAGCCCGCGGACGUGGCGGCGUGCACGGCAGCGCCCGACGACACGUUGAUCGCGUUUCUCGCCUGCCUGCGGUUGUCGGCCUGCUGCACGCCCAUCCGGCCGUCCGCCUCCAGCGCCCUGCUCGCGUCCAUCAUGGAAGAGCUGCCGCCCGCCUGCACCGUGGUGGACAAUGACACGGCCGGCCGCUUUGCGCAGGCGCGCGACGACAGGACGCUCAACAUCAGCGACGCUCUGCAGCAUCGGGACGACGGUUCCAGCAGCUGGGAUCGGCCAUGGCUGAAGCGGCCCCCGUCGCCCUCGAGCAGGCACGUGUCCCGACGGCCUCUGCUGCAGAUCCUGGGUGAAGACGCGGAUGGCCGCUGCGCUCUGGGCGCCGAGCGCUGCUUGGGCCGCAACCAGUGGGAAUGGAACGAUUAUCCGGCCGACUGCGAGACCGUAGCCGUGCUGGACUGCGUGGACACGGCACGGUUCUGGGAGGACGCGCUAAGCGCACUUUGUGCGGGCGCCACAGUGGCGUUGCCUACAGAAGAGGACAAGCGCUCCCCGAGCGCGAUGCUCUGGUUCCUGCGCAAUACGUCGGCGACGCGCGUCGAGAUGACGCCGGACAUGCUGUGGGCACUGCUGAGGCGGGCCGCGCUGGACCCCGGGCCGGUGCUGCUGCCCGAACUGCGUCUGGUCAAGUGUUCGCGGGGCCUGGUGACCACGCAACUGGUGCACCUCUUCCAGCGGCUCCUGCCCGGCGCCACGCUCGUGCGCGUCCACGAAACGGCGGGUCACUGCUGUUCCUACGUGUGCCCCCAGUCGGCGGCGGGGGGCGAGCUGCGCCACCACGCCACCGACCACGGAGACUUCGUGUCCAUCGGCAGGCCCGUUGGCGACUGUCGCGCGACCGUGUGCGAGCCCGACCUCCUGACUGAGUGCCCGCAGGGCAAGGUUGGCACCAUCUGUAUCGGUGGUGCCAAAGACACUCAGCUGCUACCAACAGGAGACAAAGGCUUCGUGGAUUCCGAUGGCUACAUUUAUCUUACCGAGCGGUCUGCGCCCAGGAUCGAAGGUCGCAAGGCCGACAUUGCCCUGAUCACCAAGUGCCUUACCAACAUACCGGUGGUGAGCGACGGCGAGGUGUGCUGGGAGCGGCUCAGCUCGCCCAAGGUCUCGCUGGUCGCCUUCUACUGGAGCAACACGCCGGGCGACACGUCGGGCGAGCUCUUCCGGCCGCUCAGCUCUAAGCUACCGAGCUGGCAGUGGAUGCCGCUGCUCUGCCCGCUCGGUCCGCUGCCCCACAAGCGGCCGGACAAGCGGCAGCUGCUCAGGGACUACGCCGACGCCAUCGUCAAGCUGCAGCGCUGCAGCGAGGUGAACGUGACGCGCGCCGCUCCCGUCCUCGUGGCUCUGGCGCGAUCGCUCGACGUGCCCGUUGGCCAGCUGAAGCUGGACGCGAGCUACGUCAGUCACAAGGCCGGACGGGACGCCAGCUCCGCCUCUGAAGCUGCCGCCCUCCUGGAACACAUUGGAUACGAGGUGAGCGCGGCCGAGCUGGGCGAAGAGGUGCCCCUGCGCCUUCUGGUGGAGCGCGCCGCUUGCACGAUGGUGCUGCCCGGAACGCGCCGGCUGCGAGUCUCGCUCCUGGACGCGAACACGGCGUUCGACGAGGUGACCGACCUGCUGGCGCGCAGCUUCACGUCCAAGAACCGGCUCGACCUGACGGUGCACAACACCGAGGAGCAGCACCGGCGAAGCCUGAGACACCUGUGGCCGCAGCUGAUCGCCGACGCCGCCACGAGGCUCGUGCGCGACGCGCAGACGGGAAAGCUGCUCGCCGUGGCCGUUUGCUGUGAUUUCGGCACGCCACAAACGGCGCCUGCCAAUAUGGCGGAGUCGUUCCUGGCCAUCGCCGAGAUCAACGAGUCGAUGGAGCGACCCCUGCGCGCAGCUGUCAACGCGCUGGGCCGACGCUUGCUACUGUGGUUCAUGGUGGGCAGCGGCACCGACCACCACGCAGACAACAUCGCACUCGUCCUGCUGCUAAUGGCGAACACUCUUCGCGACGCUAAAGCGCUGCGCUACCACGGCGUCUGCAGCAUCAACUCCCACCUGGUCACUAAUGUGAUCACGCAGCGCUGGUUCCAGUUCGACGUGUUCGACGAAGCCCCGGUCGCUGGCUUCGAGUACUGCGGCCGCCAGCCGUUCGCCAAUAUCCGCGCGGGCACGGUGAUUACAUCGGUGUGCAGGUUCCUGGAUCCUAGCUAGCCCCAUCGUGCACACUUCCUUUUUAACAGAGCAACUCGAGAAUAGCGCGACAGCCCGGUGCAGCAGUGUGGGCAGAUUGCUGGCCAAUGUGGGACACACUGGUGCGCCUGUUAAAGAGGUUAACCUAGUCAACCUAUAUUGCCUAAUUGGUGCCCUGAAAAUCGGAACUUCCGGCUGAACUGCCACAGCCUUGCGCAAUAAAAGCACCGAGAUCACUUAUUGUUUUA
Molecule: messenger RNA, 2721 nt
Organism: Dermacentor silvarum
Lineage: Eukaryota; Metazoa; Arthropoda; Arachnida; Ixodida; Ixodidae
Exons: 9
Coding region: 92-2494 (800 amino acids)
Source: RefSeq, a predicted model, not a curated record